AUGAGUCUCAGCUGGCUCCCAUGGCCUACACGGCGUCUUCACACAGCCGUCCAAAGCAAAACAACAUGGGGAUAUGUUAUUUACCGCACAACCUACACUCCCGACUCAGACGUCACUUUUCCCCGCGUCGUGGAUCUACUCAACUCCUAUAUCAAACACGGGCUAUACUCGGAAAGCACAUCUUCUCAGAGCAAUACAUCAAGGCAAACGAACCCAGCGCCGUAUCAUGAGAUUUGGGCCCGCCACGAUCCGAUCAUUAUGGAUGAUGCAUUGCAAUUCGACGGUGUAUCAGCCGAUGCUAUUCAGGCGCAUUUUAAGUCUUGGUCCCGUACACAAGAGAAGAGUGGUUUCUCGACUGAUUAUCGGAUGUGCAUGAUUUUGGAUGAGAGGUCUUUGCAGGGAUUGAAGGAUUUCCCACCUCCGGGAGAGGACUUGGAUGGUGAAAAGAGAAUGCACCCGAUACAGUAUGUCACGGUGAUUGAGACGCAGCCGGACAGUGACGACGAAUACGAUAGUUUUAUGGGUGGUUAA
Penicillium subrubescens is the source of this 531-nucleotide messenger RNA. RefSeq lists its product as uncharacterized. The record is from RefSeq and is a predicted model, not a curated record. Lineage: Eukaryota; Fungi; Ascomycota; Eurotiomycetes; Eurotiales; Aspergillaceae. The transcript has a single exon. Bases 1 to 531 code for a protein of 176 amino acids.